Messenger RNA from Haplochromis burtoni (Burton's mouthbrooder), 931 nucleotides. Its product is annotated as solute carrier family 22 member 13-like. The transcript has 6 exons. Gene Ontology annotation, cellular component: membrane. NCBI's taxonomy places the organism in Eukaryota, Metazoa, Chordata, Actinopteri, Cichliformes, Cichlidae. Bases 293 to 931 code for a protein of 212 amino acids. Gene Ontology annotation, biological process: transmembrane transport. Gene Ontology annotation, molecular function: transmembrane transporter activity. The record is from RefSeq and is a predicted model, not a curated record.
CAUUAUCCAUUCACACUGAGAUGUUCUGUCUGAUUAGGUAUAAAACAGUAAUAGAAAAAUAUAUGUACAGUCAGCCGAGAUAUUCAUAGCAGCUGAUGUGCAAUGUUUUUACUUAUUUUUGUUGUUAUUUAUUUAUUUUGUUCCAUUUGAGCUGAGGUCUUAAUCUAAAAUAAACAAACAAUUAACAUAUUUCCUUAUUGCAGCCACUGAAUGGAUUGGGACGUCCAAAAGAUCAUGGGGAGCUUGUGUGACUCAGCUGUUUAGUGCAAUUGGAGAGUGCGUCCUCGCUGGUAUGAUCUAUGGCAUCCGAAACUGGAGACUGGCUCAGCUGAUCACAGCAGUUCCGCUUGCAGUGCUUAUUAUCUACAUAUGGUUUAUUCCAGAGUCAGCCAGGUGGCUGUUAAGCAGAGGCAGAAAAGAAGAAGCCAAACAGCUCAUUGUCAAAGCAGCAGCCAUUAACAAACACCCUGUGUCAGAGUCUCUUCUGGACAAGAUUGAAGUGAAUAACACUGUGAAUAACGAAGGAAUAAAAAUCAUCUUCAAAUCAUCACUGCUGACCAGAUAUUUCUUUAUUAUAAUACUAUCAUGGUUUUCCGUGAACCUUUCCAUCUACAGUUUGUACUUAGACAUGCAAAACUUUGGUUUGAGCAUCUUUGUAACCCAACUCCUUUAUGGUGUUUUUGAAGUACCAUCUGUUUUACUCUCCAUGUGGCUGCUGGAGAUUUUUGGGAGGAAAAUAUUAUUCAUAGCAACCCUUCUGAUCGGAGGAGUCUCCUCCAUACUUAUCCUCGCUGUUCCUGAUAGUUACGCCAUUUCUGUCACAUCUUUAGCUGUUGUGUCUCGUUUUUUCUUGAUAUGGGCUGGCUCUGUUUGUAUGGUCUUUAUGCAGGAGUUGUUUCCAACUCGGUUAGACAAACAGCCACAGCUUUAG